Molecule: messenger RNA, 12738 nt
Organism: Microtus oregoni (creeping vole)
Lineage: Eukaryota; Metazoa; Chordata; Mammalia; Rodentia; Cricetidae
Gene: Plxna4
Product: plexin A4
Exons: 32
Coding region: 164-5845 (1893 amino acids)
Biological process (GO): semaphorin-plexin signaling pathway involved in axon guidance; regulation of cell migration; regulation of GTPase activity
Cellular component (GO): semaphorin receptor complex
Molecular function (GO): protein binding; semaphorin receptor activity
Source: RefSeq, a predicted model, not a curated record
GGGCGAGAGGCAGCGGUACAGGCACCAUCUGCAGUGUCAAUGCGGCGCUGGGGCUGAAGGAGGGAAACGCCGCUCUUCCAGGGGAGACUGCCCUGCUGAGUCCUGGCCCUCCGGAGGGACGCCUGUGCUGGUUGCUGCUGUGUGGACAGGACCUCGCUCUGAGAUGAAAACCAUGCCUUGGAACUGGACUUGCCUGUUGUCCCACCUCCUGGUGGUAGGGAUGGGCUCUUCUACUCUGCUUUCACGGCAGCCCCCCCAGCUGUCUCAGAAGCGGUCAUUCGUCACAUUCCGAGGGGAGCCCACUGAGGGCUUCAAUCACCUUGUGGUGGAUGAGAGGACAGGACACAUUUACUUGGGGGCUGUCAACAGGAUCUACAAGCUCUCGAGUGACCUCAAGGUCUUGGUGACUCAUCAGACAGGGCCAGAUGAAGACAACCCCAAGUGUUACCCACCUCGUAUUGUUCAGACCUGCAAUGAACCCCUGGCCAGCACCAAUAAUGUUAACAAAAUGCUGCUUAUAGACUACAAGGAAAACAGGCUGAUUGCAUGUGGGAGCUUGUACCAGGGUAUCUGCAAGCUCCUCAGGCUGGAGGACCUCUUCAAGUUGGGAGAGCCCUUCCACAAGAAGGAACACUACCUCUCGGGGGUUAACGAGAGUGGCUCGGUCUUUGGGGUGAUUGUCUCCUACAGCAAUUUGGAUGAUAAACUCUUUAUUGCCACCGCAGUGGAUGGCAAGCCUGAAUAUUUUCCUACCAUCUCUAGCCGCAAGCUGACUAAGAACUCCGAGGCAGAUGGCAUGUUUGCUUUUGUUUUCCAUGACGAAUUUGUGGCCUCUAUGAUCAAGAUCCCUUCCGACACCUUCACUGUCAUCCCCGAUUUUGAUAUCUACUACGUCUAUGGUUUCAGCAGUGGCAACUUUGUCUACUUUUUGACCCUUCAGCCAGAGAUGGUGUCUCCCCCGGGCUCCACGACAAAGGAGCAAGUGUACACGUCCAAGCUUGUGAGGCUUUGCAAAGAGGACACAGCCUUCAACUCCUACGUGGAGGUGCCCAUUGGCUGUGAGCGCAAUGGGGUGGAGUAUCGCUUGCUGCAGGCUGCCUACCUGUCUAAGGCUGGUGCUGUGCUGGGCCGGACCCUGGGAGUCCGUCCGGAUGCUGACCUCCUCUUCACUGUCUUCUCCAAGGGCCAGAAGCGGAAGAUGAAAUCUCUGGAUGAGUCGGCCCUGUGUAUCUUCAUCUUGAAACAGAUCAACGACCGCAUCAAGGAGCGCCUGCAGUCCUGUUACCGAGGCGAGGGAACACUGGACCUGGCCUGGCUCAAGGUGAAGGACAUCCCUUGCAGCAGCGCGCUCCUAACCAUUGAUGACAACUUCUGUGGCCUGGAUAUGAAUGCCCCUCUGGGAGUGUCUGAAAUGGUACGUGGCAUCCCGGUCUUCACGGAGGACAGGGACCGCAUGACUUCCGUCAUCGCGUAUGUCUACAAGAAUCACUCUCUGGCCUUCGUGGGCACCAAAAGUGGCAAGCUAAAGAAGAUCCGAGUGGAUGGGCCCAAGGGCAAUGCCCUCCAGUAUGAGACUGUGCAGGUGGUGGAACCAGGCCCCGUACUCCGGGACAUGGCAUUUUCCAAGGACCACGAGCAACUCUACAUCAUGUCAGAAAGGCAGCUCACCAGAGUUCCUGUGGAGUCCUGCGGGCAGUAUCGGAGCUGUGGCGAGUGUCUUGGAUCGGGUGACCCCCACUGUGGCUGGUGUGUGCUCCACAACACGUGCACCCGGAAGGAACGGUGCGAGCGCUCCAGGGAACCCCGAAGGUUUGCCUCGGAGAUGAAGCAGUGUGUCCGGCUGACAGUCCAUCCCAACAACAUCUCUGUCUCUCAGUACAAUGUGCUGCUGGUCCUAGAGACGUACAAUGUCCCGGAACUGUCAGCAGGUGUCAACUGUACCUUUGAGGAUCUGUCAGAGAUGGAUGGGCUGGUAAUAGGCAAUCAGAUCCAAUGCUACUCCCCUGCAGCCAAGGAGGUGCCCCGCAUCAUCACAGAAAAUGGAGACCAUCAUGUUGUCCAGCUGCAACUCAAGUCGAAGGAGACCGGUGUGACUUUCGCCAGCACCAGUUUUGUCUUCUACAACUGCAGCGUCCACAACUCAUGUCUGUCCUGUGUGGAGAGCCCAUACCGCUGUCACUGGUGUAAAUACCGGCAUGUUUGCACCCAUGACCCCAACACCUGCUCCUUCCAGGAAGGCCGAGUGAAACUGCCCGAGGACUGCCCCCAGCUGCUGCGAGUGGACAAGAUCCUGGUUCCAGUAGAGGUGAUCAAGCCCAUCACUCUGAAGGCCAAGAACCUCCCACAGCCUCAGUCUGGACAGCGAGGCUACGAAUGCAUCUUGAACAUCCAGGACACCGAGCAACGGGUUCCUGCCCUGCGCUUCAAUAGCUCCAGUGUGCAGUGCCAGAAUACCUCUUAUUCCUAUGAAGGGAUGGAGAUCAACAACCUGCCUGUGGAGCUGACAGUCGUGUGGAAUGGGCACUUCAACAUUGACAACCCGGCUCAGAAUAAAGUUUACCUAUACAAGUGCGGGGCCAUGCGUGAGAGCUGUGGGCUGUGCCUCAAAGCUGACCCAGAUUUUGAGUGUGGCUGGUGCCAGAGCCCAGGCCAGUGCACCCUGCGCCAACACUGCCCUGCCCAUGAGAGCCGGUGGCUGGAACUGUCGGGAGCCAACAGCAAAUGCACCAACCCUCGGAUCACAGAGAUCAUCCCAGUGACGGGCCCUCGGGAAGGGGGCACCAAGGUCACCAUCCGAGGGGAGAACCUGGGCUUGGAAUUCCGGGACAUUGCUUCCCAUGUCAAGGUGGCUGGUGUGGAAUGCACUCCCUUGGUGGAUGGCUACAUCCCUGCAGAACAGAUCGUGUGUGAGAUGGGAGAGGCCAAACCCAGCCAGCAUGCAGGCUUCGUGGAGAUCUGUGUGGCUGUGUGCCGACCUGAGUUCAUGGCCCGCUCCUCCCAGCUCUAUUAUUUCAUGACCCUGACUCUUGCAGACCUGAAGCCCAGUCGGGGACCCAUGUCUGGGGGCACACAGGUCACCAUCACAGGCACGAACCUGAAUGCAGGCAGCAAUGUGGUGGUGAUGUUUGGGAGCCAGCCAUGCCUCUUCCACAGGCGCUCACCAACCUACAUUAUCUGUAACACUACGUCUUCCGAUGAGGUGCUGGACAUGAAGGUGACCGUGCAGGUGGACAGGGCCAGGAUCCGACAGGACCUUGUCUUUCAGUAUGUAGAGGAUCCCACCAUCGUGCGUAUUGAGCCAGAGUGGAGCAUUGUCAGUGGGAACACACCUAUCGCUGUCUGGGGAACUCACCUGGACCUCAUACAGAACCCCCAGAUCCGUGCCAAGCAUGGAGGGAAAGAACACAUCAAUAUCUGUGAGGUCCUCAAUGCUACUGAGAUGACCUGCCAGGCUCCAGCCCUUUCCCUGGGUCCUGACCACCAGUCAGAUCUCACUGAGAGGCCUGAAGAAUUUGGUUUCAUCCUAGACAAUGUCCAGUCUCUGCUAAUUCUCAACAAGACCAACUUCACCUACUAUCCUAACCCUGUGUUUGAGGCUUUCAGUCCCUCAGGAAUCCUGGAGCUCAAGCCUGGCACCCCCAUCAUCCUAAAGGGCAAGAACUUAAUCCCACCCGUGGCGGGAGGCAAUGUGAAGCUGAACUACACCGUGCUAGUCGGGGAGAAGCCGUGCACCGUGACAGUGUCCGAUGUUCAGCUGCUCUGCGAGUCUUCCAACCUCAUCGGCAGGCACAAAGUGAUGGCACGGGUGGGUGGCAUGGAGUAUUCCCCUGGGAUGGUGUACAUUGCCCCAGACAGCCCGCUCAGCCUGCCCGCCAUCGUCAGCAUCGCAGUGGCUGGUGGUCUCCUCAUCAUCUUCAUCGUGGCGGUCCUCAUCGCCUACAAACGCAAGUCCCGAGAAAGCGACCUCACGCUGAAGCGACUACAGAUGCAGAUGGACAACCUUGAGUCCCGUGUGGCCCUGGAGUGCAAAGAAGCUUUUGCAGAGCUGCAGACAGAUAUCCAUGAGCUCACCAGUGACCUGGACGGAGCUGGGAUUCCCUUCCUGGACUACAGGACCUACACGAUGCGGGUGCUGUUCCCAGGGAUUGAAGACCAUCCUGUGCUACGUGACCUGGAGGUCCCAGGCUACCGGCAGGAGCGUGUGGAGAAAGGCCUGAAGCUCUUCGCCCAGCUCAUCAACAACAAGGUGUUCCUCUUAUCUUUCAUCCGCACUCUUGAGUCUCAGCGCAGCUUCUCCAUGCGUGACCGAGGGAACGUGGCCUCUCUCAUUAUGACGGUCCUUCAGAGCAAGCUAGAAUAUGCCACCGAUGUGCUGAAGCAGCUCUUGGCUGACCUCAUUGAUAAGAACCUGGAGAGCAAGAACCAUCCCAAGUUGCUGCUCAGGAGGACGGAGUCAGUGGCUGAGAAGAUGCUAACCAAUUGGUUUACCUUCCUCCUCUACAAGUUCCUCAAGGAGUGUGCUGGGGAGCCCCUCUUCUCCCUGUUCUGUGCCAUCAAGCAGCAGAUGGAGAAGGGCCCUAUCGACGCCAUCACAGGAGAGGCCCGCUACUCCCUGAGUGAGGACAAGCUCAUCCGGCAGCAGAUCGAAUACAAAACCCUGGUCCUGAGCUGUGUCAGUCCAGAUAACGCUAACAGCCCAGAGGUCCCCGUGAAGAUCCUCAACUGUGACACCAUCACCCAGGUCAAAGAAAAGAUUCUGGAUGCCAUCUUCAAGAAUGUACCAUGCUCCCACCGGCCCAAGGCUGCAGACAUGGACCUGGAGUGGCGGCAAGGAAGUGGGGCAAGGAUGAUCCUACAGGAUGAAGAUAUCACCACCAAGAUCGAGAAUGACUGGAAGAGACUCAACACGGUAGCCCACUACCAGGUGCCAGAUGGCUCUGUGGUGGCUUUAGUGUCCAAGCAAGUGACAGCCUACAAUGCAGGGAACAACUCCACAGUCUCCAGGACUUCAGCAAGUAAAUAUGAAAACAUGAUCCGGUACACAGGCAGCCCUGACAGCCUCCGUUCCCGAACACCCAUGAUCACCCCUGAUCUGGAAAGUGGAGUCAAGUUGUGGCAUCUGGUGAAGAACCAUGAGCAUGGAGAUCAGAAGGAAGGGGACCGGGGGAGCAAGAUGGUGUCUGAAAUCUAUCUGACACGACUAUUAGCCACAAAGGGCACACUGCAGAAGUUUGUGGAUGACCUGUUCGAGACCAUCUUCAGCACAGCCCACCGUGGCUCUGCUCUGCCCCUGGCCAUCAAGUACAUGUUUGACUUCCUCGAUGAGCAGGCAGACAAGCAUGGCAUCCAUGACCCGCACGUCCGCCACACCUGGAAGAGCAACUGCCUGCCCCUGCGGUUUUGGGUGAACAUGAUCAAGAACCCUCAGUUCGUGUUCGACAUCCAUAAGAACAGCAUCACGGAUGCCUGUCUGUCUGUGGUGGCCCAGACCUUCAUGGACUCCUGCUCCACUUCAGAGCACCGGCUGGGCAAGGACUCCCCGUCCAACAAACUGCUGUAUGCCAAGGAUAUCCCCAGCUACAAGAACUGGGUGGAGAGGUAUUACUCAGACAUCGGGAAGAUGCCAGCGAUCAGUGACCAGGACAUGAACGCGUACCUGGCCGAGCAGUCGCGAAUGCACAUGAACGAAUUCAACACGAUGAGCGCCCUCUCCGAGAUCUUCUCUUACGUGGGCAAAUACAGUGAAGAGAUCCUUGGACCCCUGGACCAUGAUGAUCAGUGCGGGAAGCAGAAACUGGCUUACAAACUAGAACAAGUCAUAACCCUCAUGAGCUUAGACAGCUGAGAACUGUCCUUCCAGGGCCAUCCUGGAGGGAGGGACACACCAAGCCGUGCCUCGGUCUAGAUACCAUCUUUACCAAGUACAAGUUCCGACAGGCAUCAACAGCAGCAACCCCCCCAAGUGCAAGUUCCGACAGGCAUCAACAGCAGCAACCCCCCCAGCAGCGCCGUCUCUCCUUUCGUUUCUCUCCCUCUUCUGUCUCUCCCUCUUUCCGGAGUCCCACCUCUUUUAGUUGCUCUGCCAGUGUGAUUGGAUCACGUCACUGAUCCCUCAGUCAGUCCAGGGAUGGCCAGGCCCAUGGUGAGAGACCAGACCAGAAGAUAUCAAAGAAGCUCUCCCUCCCGGCUGCUCCUGGCCCCGUGCAUCAGCAGCAGGGCUCAGAUAAGGAUGAGGAGCUGAGGGCGGAGAACUUUCCUAUGCUGCUACUUCACCUUCUGCGUUGAGAAUCCCCAUUGUGGUCCAAAACCUGGCUUCGGGAAGCAACUGUGAGCUCAGUAUUAUCUGAAGUAGGAGGCAUCACUCGGAUCUCCCUGUCCACACACUCAACAAGAGGCCAGGCAGUGGCCUGGGUGCUUUGUAACUGUGGGGAAAAGGCCUUGCCUCCUACAGAUGUUGGAGUAGGGACCAGUGGAAGUUUAAGGAUGCUCUCUCAGGGGCCACUGCCUACUUGUUUGGUGUCCAGCAGCCUUCCAUCCCCUUCCAAUAUCCUUGGAGGCCUUCCAAGUAUCCAUCCUGACCUUUCUCCCCUUCCUGUGAAAAGUCAGACAGGGGAAAGCUAACAGUCACAUUCCACUAUGGAGAUGCUCCUACGUCACCUAAUCUGGUUCCUAAUAGCAGAAAUGUAACAUGGAGAGAGAGAAGAGGAAAGAGAGUAUCAUCUAUGCCAGAAGCAACAUUUAUUGUUCUCUAUUCACCUCCAAGUACAAAUGCAUCCUGACAGUCGUCAGGGGUCCAUUGCCAGAGCCUCAUGUGUUGUCUAGAGAAGGCAUCUCCAUGCUCCUUUGUCACCAUCGUCUCAGCUCACCGUGAAAUGCAGAGUGCAUCUAGGAGAUUCUACCUCCGGCCGUCUCCAAGGCUCCAUCCCCGCUGUCAUUGAGAAUGCCAGAGAAGGCCAGGGCAGACAGCCCAGCCCCUGUCCCCACUGCAGAAUCUGGUGCCAUUGCUAUGCAGAUGACUUUGUCACUGGACGGUCCAGACCUCUGUGGGAAUUGUCUCAUCAACAUCUCAGCUGUCUCUUCAGUGGCUCGUCUUCCUCAUCUCUUCUGACGUCAUCGCUGGAGGAAACAUACUUAAGCACAGCCUCUCCAAGACAAAGCAAGAUGCCAGCCAGCCAGCCUCAGACACCAGCUUGUGCUUGGAAGGGACUGGAGAGCCAAGUGAGGGACCUGGUUGGAUACAGAGAAAAGUGCAUGCCACAAACCAUGGCCUUGGCAUUUAUCUUUCCAUUGUAUUUUUCCAUCUAUGGAUAUGCCAUUUUGUGUUAGCCAGUCAGGCAAACGUAUGCUCAGAAAUGUAACACGUGGUUAUGACAAGAGGUGGUCUCCUAGUGGGUCCCCUAGUGGGUCUUGGGGACCUACAAUCUUGAAGGGAUCUUAGAUAGUGAAUGUUCCAGUCUCUAUCAUAAGCACGAAUCCCUUUUGGCAGCUCGGGCUUAUCCACCACUCACGGAGAAAAGAGAGGCAUUGGAGAAGGGGCUGUUAAUAGCGUUCUACAUUCUUGCCUUCCUUCAUGCUCCAUGCUUAAUGUUGUUUCUUCCAUCACACAAAAGAAGUCUCACAUGGAGAAGGAGCUAUAUCAUGUCAAACCAAGUCCAUGUGAUAUCCUGCAAACUUUAAGGACAUGAGCCCCUUUGUGUAUGAGAAAGCAAGGUUAAGGGAGGCGCUUAAAAUUCUGCAGGAAGCAUGGGAAGGCUUUUUUGUCCCAUGUUGGAGGAUGCUGAGAUGGUCUCCUUCUCUGUCCCCUGGCUCAUCUGUCCACCACUCAGUGUCAAUAUAACACUGAGUGUUAAUGUCUGUGGCAAGAGCAUUUUUCUGUCUAUAGGAAAUCAGGAUGUCACCUGCCUGUCAAAGGGUGAACUUUGGCAACCCAGAGCAGGAGGCACCGUGUGGUUUUGCUGUGGACAAAAUGGCAAAGACACACCAAUGUAGCAAACAGGAAGAGAGGUCCAGGGAAAGGUGCAUUGGAAGUGGGGAAGGGUGAUGAAAAGAAAAAACAAAAACAAACAAACAAACAAACCCACCAGAGGUUUUGGCAAAUCAAGUGCCAGGAGGAAACAUGUAGAAUUCUAUCGCUGAUUGUUGUUCUUCCUCCAUGAAGCCAAGGGACCUGGCAGGCUUUGGGGUGCAUGUGGGAGCAGGCUGAAGGAAUUUUUUUUUGCACAUAUGAAAGGUUGGGGAGGACAGAGACAUGAAUAUAUUUAAGACAGGUUUGCCGGAUGGAAGCUUUGUGUGUGUGAGUAGGUGCAUGGGUGAGUGGGCUUUGAUUUUUAAGUUUUGCACAGUUCGAGAAAAAUGAGCAAGCAGCAAAAAGAGACUGUUACCAUGGCUUUGCUGAUGCUUUUUUUUUUCUGUAUGAUUUUACUGUUGUUAUUAUUAUUUUGUCGGUACAGAAUUUUUUCCUUGCUUUUGUUAACAAGCAAAACUUCAAACGCCUCAGAGACAUACACUUAUCAGGAAGAAAGAGGCGCGGACAGCCUCGCCUGUAUUUCCUGGGUCACCUCAUUUCUCUUGAGGGGGGCAUUUUUCGGCAGAUUAUUUUACUUUAAUUGGCAAUGUGGGUUCUUCCUGGCACUUCAUAGGCAUUCCCUGUGGCCUGCUUGAGGACUCAGAAGUCAAGCCAAUCUUACCUGUAAAAAUCUUUCCUUUUGCUGUUUGCUUGUUUGUUUUCCAUUUGUUUUUAUUGCAAGUGUGAUACAUUUAAAACCAAGGCUAGGCAACAUUGUCCGAAAUCCAUCAAAUCCUCCCAGAUAUUCCUUCCCAACACCCCCUUGGGAUUCUCUAGUUGCUUUUAGGCAGAGAAACUAGGACAUGUGACAGAGUGGUACCUAGCCUUCUGCCCAGAGUUCACUUGUGGGGUAUUGCAGACCUGCUGAAGGUGGAACCUGUAUUUAUCUCUUGGAGUUUGUUCAGAGGGUAGGUGUGAGGGAACAGGUAUUCUCUCUCACCUCCGAUUCACCUCACUUUUGCAUCCUCCUGCUUCUGACCCCACUGAUCAAAAUGGUACUGAUCACACAUCCCGAAUGACUGACCAGGUGAGGAUUUGAAUCUUGAAGGGAGAAGACUAGCAGGGCAUAGGAGAAACCUGGGAAGCGUAUCUGCAGGCUGGUUACUUCUCUGUGGCAUUUGUCUCUCUAGGUGUGGGCGUGGUCUGGUCAUGUCUUCAUCCUUCCCUGUAAGGAGACACCGUAAUGUUUCUUAGUGCCAUGAAGUUGUUAGCUUUUGUGUCAGUAACUUCCUCAGGAAAAUACUUUCUUGCCUUCUUCUUUCAACACAGUUUUUAACUUGGGGACAGAGAAUAAACACAAAACACCCCUACCCUAAACCAAGGUACUUUGCAACCCUGUGCAACAUGGCAUGACCAGAGCCAGCCCCUGGAGCCUCCAUAUUGGGAGUCCACAGCCUUGGAGUGAGCUCAGGAUGGGUGCCUGAGUGGGGACACAUCUGGAAAGAGAAAUGCUUUUAAUGAAUCCCACAGCUCAAGGCAGUGUAUCCAGGAUGAUUUGAAAGAUGCAGGAGUUGCUAACAGACAGAGUCUUUCUGUGCUUGCAGGUUCAGGUCCUGCUUAAACUGGCUUCAUGUUGAUAUAAUAAUGCCCAGCAUAUCCAGCACCCUAACAUUCCAUUCUGGAGCUCCAUGGUGCUCAUGUACCACCCCAUACCGAUCCACCCACCCCAGUGUACAUGUCUGACUCUUGAGUGUGCCCUACUCUGGCAGCUAGCUUCCUCCCUGUUCUUCCCUGUUCCCUCCCUCAGGCCAAGCACUAAUUAUGAUACAGGAGUUAUUCAGUUUAUGAGGAGUGAGUGCUGCCCCACCCUAGCUUUGGCUGCUUCCCCUGACUCAUAGGGUGUCCUCUCCUCUCCUCAAUGCCCUGCAGGUCCUCCACUAGAGGAGCCACAAGCAAUGGCAUCCCAAAUGAUCUCUAAGAUGCAAGGCUCUGCCACACUUUCUGGGACCCUGGGUGUUGCUACUGUAGUCCAUCCUGGCCUAAGCACCUCUCAUUUUGACAUAAAUAGGAGAACCUCCUUUCUGUCUUCAACCCUAGCACUCUCUGCCUUUGGCUUCACCAGACAGCAAGCAAAUGCUUCAUCUCGAGAAAGCCCAGUGCUCCUGUAAUCAGGAAUAAAUUGCCCCCCUCUUCUCACAGAGAGCCCCAGAAACCAGGAGAUGACUGACAUUGAGAGGUACCAGCAGGUGGGGGAGACUCAGAGGUACUCAGCUUAUGUCCCUUCCAAGGGCAGCACUGAGUGACAGUUCCAGCAAGCUCCUAAAGGAGGCUUGGUGUUCAGGGGCAUUUCUGUGAAUGAACCAAGGUGACCCUGUCCAGGUAGCUAGCUGUCCCGGCUCUUCUCUGGCUUUUCCUCCAUGUUCCUCACCCACAUCUAGGGCCUCCACACAUCCUUUCAGGACAGGGGGACCCUGACUUCAUAGCCCUUACCUUUGGAAAAUAAAAGAUAUGGGAUAUUUGAUUGGGGCUUUGUAGUUCAUUAGUUUUUUUGGUUUGUUUGUUUUUUUUUUUUUGCCACUUAUCUUAAGAACUUGAAAGUAAUGAGGAAGCCUGGAUGUGGAUAUUAAAUGACUAAGAGGAAGAGUUAAGCAGAAUAUUAAAUUUUUCCAGUGACUUCUAAGCAGAUGAGGCGAUCUUAAAGGUGAGCGUGAGAACUGCCCCUUCAUUAGUAAAGAAAAGUGUUCAGAGAUUCCUCCAUGUGAGCUGUGAACAUGCCAGGAGAAGCAUCCUCGUGGCUGCUAAUACCCUCACGCUUCCCCUGCCCUUUUGAUAGACAGAGCCCACUCCGGAUUCACCCCAGGGCAUUCUGCAUGGAACCAGCUCAAGCUUCAUUCUUAUAAGUGGGUGGUUGGGCUACCAUUCCAGACGAUGGUAAAGGGCCAAAUCCCCAAAGAGGCUGGGAUCUUGUAAUCUUCUCCUGGUGCUCUGAGGGGGGGGUGGUCACACCAUUCCUCCCAUUUAGGAAGCAAUCACUGCAGGAAAUGUUUUCAAUAUUAGGAGAGACUUUCUGUUUUACUGCAAAUCAUUGCUCUUCAAUAAUAUUGCUUUUUAUUAGAUGGAGCAUCCAAGUUUAAAAAAAAUAUUUAAGUCUUUCGGUUGUAAAGGCAGAACGUCUUCAUUGGCGUCCUGUUGGAAUCCCUUGAGUAGACUGAUGGCUAACAGGGCUGAGCAGAACAAGCAGUUCCCGAGGAGUGAGGAGAACGUCCUGUUCUAGCUCCUAGAAGAGAUGGCAAGGGCUCUAAGCGGUGGGGUCUUUGCUUAGGGAGUCUCACGUCCCUCCUCUCUCUUUUCUCCUCCCUUUUCCUGGGCUCCUAUCUAGUCCUGGCUUUCUGGGCUGUCUCUGGAAUUGAUGAAUCCUUUAUAUUGUUUCUUGGCUUCCUUUAAACUGCACUGAAGCUCAGUUUUGGGGGACCCAUGUUCUCCCUCCCCAAUAACACAAAAGCAAGUGGACAGUCAUUCAGCAAGUUUCUGCCUCUUUGCCCAUUUCUUUUGUUGGUAUCUUUAAACUUAAGACUCAAGCACAUGUUGGAAGGGCUCCCUUAUGAGUGUAGAGUUCAAAACAGCAGAGGGUACAGUUCAACAGCACCCCCAAAGACACUCUGAAGCAGAGAACACUUCAGCAAGCAGAACUGAGGAAGGUUCCUGUGCAGAGAUCAGUUCCAUUGGAGCAAGAGGCGAAGAUGGGCUAUGUGUCCUCAUCUGUCUUCCCGUUCCUUCCCUGGCAUCUUGUCAGCUUGAGGACUUAGGAAACCUUCUGUCCUUUAAAAUGAAAAGCUAGUUUACCUCAAAGAAUCUUGUUUCCAUUUGGAAACCAAUGACAUGGCUUGAGAAUGGAUGAUCCUCCCCACAUCCCUCCUGGCCUGGACCUGGUGUCCUUCGGGCAUGUGAUCCUAGCUUAGUCCUGGGUUGGCUGCCCUGAGAAGGAACCAGGUUCCCAGGCCUAAACUGGGAAGGAAAGACUGGAUGCAGCCUUCCUCCCCCACUUAGCCCACAGGAAACAGCCUCUUCCAGCAGGGUCCUGUGGAGUUACCAUAGCAACCGGCAACUCCAGGUAUCACAAAAGACAAUGACUCCAAGAACUAAGAUGUGGGAGAGAGCAGGGGUUCUGGCCUGGUCAGGGUACCCAGAAUUAAGCCCCAGAUGCUAGGAGGGCAAAGAAGGAGGAGAAAUAGAAAUGGACGCACUAUUGGGUUAAGCACCUCAGGGGCCGAGCGAGUUUGAACGAGAGGCCACUGAAAGCGGCGGGACAGAUCAUUUCUGUUCUCAUCACUUGCCCCUUUCCGGCGUGCCCCACUUCUGUUCCAAAACGCUCACCUUGAAUACUGACCCUUCGAAAGAAGAAAGCAAAAUGUAUCUUUAGACAACAGUGUUACCCUGAGCCUCAAGGGCAGGUGGAUGGGGUCUCUGAAAAAAAAAAAAAGGGUCUUCUGGUUUCGAUUUUUAAAGAAGAGUAUCCUAGUAAGAUUUAAAAAAAAAUUUAAAAAAGUUUUUAAAAGAAAACCUAUGCUAUUUAAAUUGGAGCCCAGUUGUAACUUGGUAAAGGCAAGCUUCUGUACCUUUGUUAUAAUUAAUUGUAUACCUGUGUAUGUAAAUAUAAGGCAUUCCUAUUUUGCAGUUCAGAACAAAAAAAAACUAUUUGUAAUAUAGAAUAAAGUUUAUUAAAAAAUAAUAAA